This is a messenger RNA of Lagopus muta (rock ptarmigan), 576 nucleotides long. Its product is annotated as maestro heat-like repeat-containing protein family member 7. The record is from RefSeq and is a predicted model, not a curated record. Gene Ontology annotation, cellular component: cytoplasm. Bases 1 to 576 code for a protein of 191 amino acids. The transcript has 6 exons. Lineage: Eukaryota; Metazoa; Chordata; Aves; Galliformes; Phasianidae.
AUGGAGGCGCGUCCCAUUGCUCUGGAGCUGGCUGGCAAGCUCCUGUAUCUUUUUAAUCAUGUGUCAGAUAAAGUACGAGAGUCUUCCAUGCUCCUCUUCAAAGAUGUGAUAGAGGCUGUGGUGUGGUGGCAAAAGGGAAAAAUGAAGGAGAAAGUACGCAGGGGCCUGCUUCCUCUGCUCUUUCGGAGCAGUGAUGAGACCUCGAGUGUUGCACAGGCUGCUGGGGAAGCCCUAGUCGCUUCUGCAAGGUUCCUGAAAUGGCAGGAGCUCGAGCAUCAGGCUGAAAAGAGGAAUUUGGUGGGGAUCACGGAGUGCUUGCUACAGCAGAAGAGGAAGAGGGUGGUUAAAAACAUACGGCAGAGCCUGCAGUACCUGACAGAUCCUCAGGCUACUAUGCGACAGGAGGCUCUCUUGUUCAUUGGCUUGGCGUGGAGCUCCUGGAAGCCAAGUGAGGGAAACAGGAAGAAAAUCUACAGUGUUGUCCAUUUUUUGGAACAUGACAGUCAUCCGUUAGUCUGUUCUCAGGCAACUUUGACAACCCAUAUUCUGAGACAUUCACAGCAGCAGAAAAAAUGA